CGCUUGGGAUGCACCGGUAGUUGGUCGCGUGGGUACAGUAAGCGGAACACCUGCCCCCACAUUCAGGGACUUUCUCAUCGCUUUUUUCCCCGAUAAACCGGUUUUCGCUAACGCUUCGAUCAGAACUCGCUCCCAGCUAUUAGUAUGUGUUAAUGCGAGUCCUAUUACACUGGCACUAGUGCUCGAAUAGCCACUCCCUGGUAGAUAACAUGCCAUCCGAGCUCACUCCCGUCCCGCCGGGUUUACUCGUCACAUUCAACCAAACGGCAGACUCAUGCACACAAUCACUCAACGUUCUUAAAAAUACAUCUUACACAAUCGAAUUACACUCACACGCACACGCACAAUGGCCCACCCUUCAAUCCAUACUGACAGACUACACCUCGAUCCUCUCCCUCAUUUACACACACUCAACGAACCUCUCCUUAGCAAUGAAACCGCCUUCAACUUAUCCAGCAGUCCCCCGUCUUCUAUCCGAUCUCACCUCUGACAUCACAAAAUUAACUUCUUGCGUCCAAUUCUUAAGUUCCUGGUACGGUGCAACAUUGUACAACGAAGCAUCUUGGAAAGCGCGAGAAACCAUCGACACCGUUCGAGCACUCGUCCAGACAUUCAUCCCGAGUCAUUCCUUCUCCCCCCAUGACAACGUCCCAUUCACCGAUCAUGCACCACACGACUUUUCCAAAACCUACCUCAUCCGGACAAACGCCAUCCACGCCUCGAUAGAAUCCACCAAAAAGGGACUCUCAAAAUCCAAUGCUCAAGCAGUCCUUAAAGUUUGGGAUACACAUUCUGAUUCCAUUCAGGAUGCAUUGGAGGAGUGUGAGGAGUUGACCAGGGAACCGCCCCCAGAUGAUGAGGUCAAUGAGGAGAGCGAGGAUAGCGAGGAUGACGGGUGGGAUGAAAUUAUGGGUGGCAAGACCGGUCGGAGACUCACACCCGAAGAACGAGACCGGGCUAAAAAGACACGAAUGCUCGUGAAAUUAACACUCUCCCUCCACCGCCGUCUUUCACAAUACACCCUCCCUUCCUACUCUCUUCCUACCUCAGCAGAAGCAACCCACACCCUCGACACGUUCCUCUCUCAUUCAACCACCCUCACAUCUACAAUAGACGACCUCGUUUCCUCUCUCCAUCCCCAACCUCCAACACCGGACCAGGAGAAAUCGAUUGAUACUGACAGUGACGGCAGUCAAAUCGAUACUCCACCCAUCCAAGAAUUCACCACCACAUUAUCAGCAUUAAAAUGUCUCGUUCUACCGGAAACGACCACUAUUGAAGGGGCAACAAAGAAACUUGCUGAUGGGUUAAAUUUACAACAGCAACAACGCUCUUCGACGUCCGCCUUGACUAGCACUGCAAUUCGUACAUCCAGCGAUAACAACACGCGAUGGUUUACGCUUUGCUUUGCUCAAAUCGAAAAAACAGCUCAAUCUCUCAGAUAACUUUCCCCCCACUCUGAAAAAACUCUGGAACCAAAGACCGGUGUUGGAUAGGGAGAAGAAAUACAUGCGCACAAGCGUACAUACGUCGCGUCGAUCGCAUAGCCAUGGGACUUGGGAUCCCCGUAACGGACUUGCUAGAGUGCUUAAGAGUCCAGGAGAAAUGCAUGUUGCGUUGGUCUAUUGUCUGUCUUAAACUCAGCGACCACCUAUAUGCAUGGAUGGAUGGAUGGA
This is a messenger RNA of Cantharellus anzutake, 1676 nucleotides long. RefSeq lists its product as uncharacterized. The transcript is spliced from 4 exons. Gene Ontology annotation, cellular component: nucleus. Lineage: Eukaryota; Fungi; Basidiomycota; Agaricomycetes; Cantharellales; Hydnaceae. Gene Ontology annotation, biological process: regulation of cell cycle. The record is from RefSeq and is a predicted model, not a curated record. Bases 210 to 1445 code for a protein of 411 amino acids.